Triticum aestivum (bread wheat) is the source of this 1565-nucleotide messenger RNA. RefSeq names its product homeobox protein knotted-1-like 11. Gene Ontology annotation, biological process: regulation of DNA-templated transcription. The transcript is spliced from 7 exons. Lineage: Eukaryota; Viridiplantae; Streptophyta; Magnoliopsida; Poales; Poaceae. Gene Ontology annotation, molecular function: DNA binding. The record is from RefSeq and is a predicted model, not a curated record. The coding region runs from base 578 to 1354 and encodes 258 amino acids. Gene Ontology annotation, cellular component: nucleus.
AUCACCCCUUAUCCCCUCCCUCUAGUCACGUUCUCUCCCCUCCCCUUCCUCCUGACACAGCCACUCGCCUCUCCUCCGGCUCUGACCCAACGCCGCCGCCGAUCUCCUCUUCCGCAUCACCUCUCCGGCGGCCUCCUCUCCCCAUCCACGCCGCGCCGGCGACCUCCCUAUCCUCUCCUCUGUCUGCCUGGUCGGGCCGAGACCCUAGCCCGAUGCCAUGGCGACCAUGGCAGCAGGAGGAGCCCGGUCAUGGCGGCCUCCUCUCCCUGCAGCGCUGCCGCACCUCACCUUCUCUUCUCUUCUCUCCUCUUCUCUCCUAGUAGAGGAGAGGAGGGGAGGGAAGGGAAGGCCUUCUCCGGCGAGCUUCCAGGGAGGUGAGGAGCACCCAGAUCCAGAUCCACGGCGCAUCGUCCCGUCGUCGACCUGAGCCGCGACCAUCCAUCCAGGGCCGACAGAAGCCAGGACGGAGAUGCCAGAAACCCUAGCCUAGCCUAGCCAUGGAGGUACGACGCCUCAACCUCCGGGCGACAGACGACGGCUGCAGGCCAUCUCCGGUGACGGAUCUCCGACCCCGACCAUGGGCAGGCUGCUGCUGUUGGAGGCGCACGUCGCCUGCCUCCGCGUCGCCACCCCCGUCGACCAGCUCCCCCGCAUCGACGCGCAGAUCGCCGCGCGCGCCCCGCCGCCCGUGCCCCCCGCCGCCGCACCCGCCGGCGGCGAGGAGCUCGACCUCUUCAUGACACACUAUGUGCUGCUCCUCUGUUCCUUCAAGGAACAGCUCCAGCAGCAUGUGCGCGUCCACACCAUGGAGGCGGUGAUGGCCUGGUGGGAGCUCGAGCAAACUCUGCAGAGUCUUACAAGGGCAUCUCCUGGUGAAGGCACCGGGGCAACUAUGUCCGAUGACGAAGACAAUCCGGUCGACAGUGAGAGCAACAUGUUUGACGGGAAUGAUGUGUCAGAUGGCAUGGGCUUCGGAAUGCUAACCGAGGGUGAGAGAUCCUUGGUCGAGCGCGUGAGGCAAGAGCUGAAGCAUGAGCUUAAACAGGGGUAUAGAGAAAAGCUUGUGGACAUCAGGGAGGAGAUACUGCAGAAGCGAAGAGCCGGAAAGCUCCCAGGGGACACGGCGUCUACCCUGAAAGCUUGGUGGCAAGCCCACGCCAAAUGGCCGUACCCAACUGAGGAGGACAAGGCGCGGCUGGUGCAGGAGACGGGGCUGCAGCUGAAGCAGAUCAACAACUGGUUCAUCAACCAGCGCAAGCGGAACUGGCACAGCAACCCUACCUCGUCCUCGUCAGACAAGAGAAAGAGAAAAAGGAACAAUGCAGGUGAGGGCAACGCCGAGCAGUCCUGGUAGGGUGGGUGCGGUCGGUCGGAGAGCGAAGAACGAAGAACGAAUGCCCCAUAUAUGUACAUAGCGCUUCCAUCUUGUCGAUGAUUAGUGUUGAACCUCAUAUGUCCUCUGCAAUUCAUUUCCAUUAUAAUCUUACUCAUACAAUAUUCACACCAUGUAAUUCUGGAAAAGACAGUAUUGACAUGUUAUAAAAAAUGACAAUAUUGACAUGUUA